This is a messenger RNA of Trifolium pratense (red clover), 847 nucleotides long. RefSeq lists its product as uncharacterized. Bases 255 to 701 code for a protein of 148 amino acids. The transcript has 3 exons. Lineage: Eukaryota; Viridiplantae; Streptophyta; Magnoliopsida; Fabales; Fabaceae. The record is from RefSeq and is a predicted model, not a curated record.
AUUUCAUUCAUUCACUCACUUUCACAACAAUCGCCGUUCCUUUCUGAUCAUAUCGCCGUUUUCUUAAUUUCAUUCAUCGCUGACCCAACAAUCGCUGUUCCUUCUUUCAUCGCCAUUUUAAUUGAAGUUCGUGAGAGAGACGCAAUCGAUCAAUUGAAGUUCCUUACUUGGUUCAUCGUUCACUGAUCCACUGCUUUCAUUUCAUUCCAUUCAACAAUCAAUUUGAAGCAAAGCCUAAAAAACUUCUUAAGAUCAUGGAUUGUCCUGGCUUGGAAUUAAGUCAUGUAGCUAGUCAUUUGCAGAAAUACAAAAUGUAUUUAAAAGGUGGGAUAAAAAACUCAAAAAUGAAUCAAUUUGAAUUUCAAGGUCACAACAACUAUGCUGUUUCAACUGAGAGCAUUGAUUCCCCUAGCACCUCUCUUCCACAGCUUGGGCAAUACUCAGUGACACCACCUGAUCAAUGUGACGAUUCCGAUAUAUUUUUUAACUUGACCGAUUUAUUCCCCAAUCUUAACGACGAUAUACACAAUAACAACUAUGCUGUUUCAGCUGGGAGCAUUGAUUCCCCUAGCACCUCUCUUCCACAGCUUGGUCAAUACUCAAUGACACCACCUGAUCAAUGUGACGAUUCCGACAUAUUUUUUAACUUGACCGAUUUAUUCCCCAAUUUUAACGAUGAUAUACACAAUGUGAUGUGGUGACUAUAGAGAAGGCAACAUCUAACAUCGGAUUCCACCUUCAUGACAUUUGUUUCUAUUUUAGUCAUAGUUAGUAUAUCAAUUAAGCUUUAGGCUUAUGUUUUGUAACAAGGGCACUAUUAUAAAAGGCCCAUUUCUGUGUUUUUGUU